UACGACGCAUCCGAGUAAUGUCCACACCCUGAAAAGUCAGCAAUUACGAGGAUAAAGAGAAUGCGAGCACGAAGUAUGUCCACAGCAUGGCAUUCGGGCACAUCCUUAGUUUCAUCUUAAUAUGAUAUUAUUCGGUCGCAGUCUGCUUCGCCACGCAGUUGCGCCAAUGGGACUGGUCAUUGCAGUGGCUGCCUGCCAUGCACGCAACGGGCCGUGCAGGGGUCGCUCUAGCGGUUUGACAUAUGCCUGAGCGACCGUUCCAGGGAGUGGGUUUGGACGGCUCAAGAAUGUUUCGUCACUCUCGUUGCAAGCAUUGCAUUUACAGAUCAUUCCGAGUUUGUUCGUUUUGCUGGCAUUUCCUACUGCGUUCGGACUUUGUGUUGGGUCGCAUUGUAGGGAUCUGCCUCACUAUAGGGACUUGCAUUGCAUGGGUUUCGCAAGGGUCUGUUUCCUUCUCUGCAUCACUCGAGUGUUAGUUUGUUGGUACGCAUGGGGUUGCCUUCGGUCUUUCUUACCUCUUUCCUUCCACCUAUCAAAGUUCGCCAGAUUGUGCUAUUUCUCCAAUUACUCUUCUUUAUUCUCUCUUUCUUUCUCACAUCUACUUCUCACAGAUCGUUCUUUAUUCCCCGGAACUUUUCUACAAUUCUUAAUAAUACUUUAUCUUGUCUCUCUUCCUGAACUAUAUUCCUUCGCCUCUCACUCUAACACUUUUUCUAAUCCCAUGCACCCGGUGGUUCAGAGCGUCGUUGAACGGAUUCCCCCCAAUAUUUGCCCAAUUUUUCUCUAUCCUCUCUGCUUUGCCAUGUUUGUGUUUUGCUGCACCCUUUUCCUCCAUCUCCAAAUAAUAUCUUUACUCUCGCAUGGUUUGAGGGGGGUGUCGGGGUUGUUGGUGUCGGUCUGUCGGUAUUGGAUUUCCAGGCCCCGCGGGCUUCGGAAGGAUGGGGUUCUACAAUCGUGACAUUUUUCCAAUCAUACUGCUAUUUAUUGAUUAUCGGCUAUA
This is a messenger RNA of Aaosphaeria arxii CBS 175.79, 1000 nucleotides long. RefSeq lists its product as uncharacterized. The transcript has a single exon. The coding region runs from base 428 to 958 and encodes 176 amino acids. NCBI's taxonomy places the organism in Eukaryota, Fungi, Ascomycota, Dothideomycetes, Pleosporales. The record is from RefSeq and is a predicted model, not a curated record.